AUGAAGGGCGUCACAUAUGAAGGAGUUGUUAAAGAGGCUGCCGGGAUCAUUCUAAACACCAAUCGGCCUGGGCAUUAUGGCAGCAUGCAUGUUAACGUCACUGUGUCCAAGAAGCCUGGCAUCGAAUGCAGUACGCUGGUGGAGACGUAUGGUUGGGCUCACUUGAGUGUCGGUGAUGAAACCCGAGACUUUUGGUGGAACCCAGCCCCAAGGAAGGAUGCCUAUGGCCUUGGACAGCUCAUCCAUAUUGCUACUAUCGACUUUGGUUCUAUCCCUGCUGCUAACGUGAGAACGUGGACUUCGUGGCAUGGUCUAGACGGUACAUCUGAUUGCGAAGGGUUGAGUCUAAUAGCCAGUCAGAAGCCCUCCUCCAAUGUACCCAAUCCUUCAUUCUUCACCGGACAACAGCUUAUCAUAAAACAUAGGGAUGGUGGUUGGGACUAUUUGGUUACGUAUCAAUUUCAAGAUUCUUCUGGGAAACUUGGAAACUACACCAAAGAUGUCAUUAGCGGCAAUCUGCAGGACAAAAACUGA
Messenger RNA from Perkinsus marinus ATCC 50983, 534 nucleotides. RefSeq lists its product as hypothetical. The record is from RefSeq and is a predicted model, not a curated record. Lineage: Eukaryota; Perkinsozoa; Perkinsida; Perkinsidae. The transcript has a single exon. The coding region runs from base 1 to 534 and encodes 177 amino acids.